Emericellopsis atlantica is the source of this 1068-nucleotide messenger RNA. RefSeq lists its product as uncharacterized. The record is from RefSeq and is a predicted model, not a curated record. NCBI's taxonomy places the organism in Eukaryota, Fungi, Ascomycota, Sordariomycetes, Hypocreales, Bionectriaceae. Gene Ontology annotation, cellular component: nuclear speck. The transcript has 6 exons. Bases 167 to 778 code for a protein of 203 amino acids. Gene Ontology annotation, molecular function: RNA binding. Gene Ontology annotation, biological process: mRNA splicing, via spliceosome.
CGCAGUCGGGAAUGACCUGUACCUCAACUUUAACAACUGCAACUCACGCUUUGCGACGACACAUCUAUCACCACCAGCCCUCAGGUUGACGCGCGCUGCCUCACCGAGAACUGAGCUACCUUUUAAUCUUGAAACCCCAUCUACUGCCCCUUUCUUUCAAUUCACCAUGUCGCGAGGUGGUCAGACGCUGUACGUCACUGGCUUCAGCCAGGGCACCCGCGCUCGCGACCUGGCCUACGAGUUCGAACGGUAUGGCCGCCUUGUCCGUUGUGACAUCCCUGCACCACGGUCUGCGUCCAGCCGUCUCUUCGCUUUCGUCGAGUACGAAGACCGCCGAGACGCUGAUGAUGCAUACUAUGAGAUGCACAACAAGCGCAUUGGUCGCGACGACAUCUUGAAGAUUGAGUGGGCUCGUACACCCCCCUCUGCCUCUUGGCGCUUUGAGUCUGGCCGUGACCGUGAUCGCCGCGGUGGUGGUAGCACCGGUGGCCGCUCGCCUCGUCGUGGCCGUUCUCCUUCGCCUCGCCGCAGCACUCGGGACUACUCCCCUCCUCCUCGCAAGGAAGAUCGUCGCGAUCGCGACCGCGAUUACGACCGAGAUGACCGUCGGGACCGUGACCGUUCCCGAAGCCCUGCUCCUCGUGAUCGCGACCGCGACCGCGACAUGAAGGACGACAGAGAUGACCGUGAUCGUCGCGAGAACGGCGCUAACGGCGGUGACCGCAAGCCUGCUGAUAGUCCAGCCCCGGCUCACGACGACCUCGACGUGGCCGAGUAGAAAGCUUCGUGUUUGACAGCUUGAGAUGCCACUCGAUAUAUGUUUCACCGAGCUUUGCGCACGGAUGUCUUCCUCUGUACUUGAUUUUCUUUUAUGUUUCCGCCAAUUAUCCUCUGGAGUAGGUGCUUCCGGGUUACAAUGCGUAGGUCAACAGUGCCUUUUGAUAUGGUCCCCAAAAAAGGAACGCGAAGUAAUGAUAAGUUGGUCGAAAUUACAAUGUUCCCAUGCAACGGUUAGGCUACUAGUUGUACAACAGACAGAUAGUGUGAAAUCAGACUGAAUUCUCGCGU